AUGGCCGAACCGAUCCCAGGCAAACGAGCUGACCAGAUGACGGCUCCUACGCCGCAAAACACUCCCGCGACAAACGCGCCCAUCUCCUCUCGAGCCCAGCAGCCUGGCGUAGCAAGCAUCAUGGAGGAUGACAUGGAGCGCGCCGCUGCCGCCUCCAUCUUCGCCCAGAACCCCCAGCUCGUCCAGAUGAUCCAGGGCCGCCUCGGCUCUCUUAUUGGCCGCUCAUCUGGAUACAUUGAGUCUCUGCCACCCACUGUUCGCCGCAGAGUUUCGGGCCUCCGAGCUAUCCAGAAAGAUCAUGCCAAACUCGAGGCUGAGUUUCAAGAGGAGGUUCUUCAGCUCGAGAAGAAGUACUUUGCCAAAUUCACCCCGCUCUAUGAGAAGCGCUCUGCCAUCGUCAACGGCCAAACUGAACCUACCGAGGACGAGAUCAAGGCUGGAGAAGAUGAAAACUUCGAAGUCCAGCCCAAGACCACCGAAGCUGACGAAGAGGGUAUCAAACUCGACAUGCCCGAGAAUGUUGCUGGCAUUCCUGAGUUCUGGCUCUCCGCCAUGAAGAACCAGGUGACGUUUGCUGAGAUCAUCACGGAUCGGGAUGAGGCUGCUCUCAAACACUUGACCGACAUUCGGAUGGAAUAUUUGCAGGAGCCAGGGUUCAGACUGAUUUUUGAGUUUUCUACAAACGAAUUCUUCUCCAACAAGACUCUCACAAAGACAUACUUCUAUCAAAACGAAAGCGGAUAUGGCGGUGAUUUCAUCUACGACCACGCCGAGGGCGACAAGAUCGAGUGGCUUCCCGGCAAGGACCUCACUGUUCGCGUCGAGGCUAAAAAGCAGAGAAACAAGAACACCAAACAAACCCGAAUUGUCAAGAAGACGGUGCCCACCGAGUCCUUCUUCAACUUCUUCUCUCCCCCCAAGCCCCCGAGCGACGAGGAGGACGAGGAAGACGAGGACGCUGCCACCGAAAUCGAGGAGCGUCUUGAGCUGGAUUACCACCUUGGCGAAGAUAUUAAGGAGAAGCUCAUUCCUCGCGCUGUUGACUGGUUCACUGGCGAGGCUCUUCGCUAUGAAGAAAUUGACGACGGUGAAUUGGAGGAGCCGGACUUUGACGAUGAGGAGGAUGAGGAUGAGGACGACCUCAGCGAUGAUCAGGAUGAAGAAGAGGAGACAGACGACGAUGACGAAUCUGGAAAGCCCAAGCAAGAAGCCGCUGAGUGCAAGCAGAGCUAA
Cordyceps fumosorosea ARSEF 2679 is the source of this 1233-nucleotide messenger RNA. RefSeq names its product nucleosome assembly protein. Gene Ontology annotation, biological process: nucleosome assembly. Gene Ontology annotation, molecular function: chromatin binding; histone binding. The transcript is spliced from 5 exons. The record is from RefSeq and is a predicted model, not a curated record. Gene Ontology annotation, cellular component: nucleus; chromatin. Lineage: Eukaryota; Fungi; Ascomycota; Sordariomycetes; Hypocreales; Cordycipitaceae. Bases 1 to 1233 code for a protein of 410 amino acids.